AUGGGGAUUCAAGCAUUAUUAGACAUUGAGGCUAAUCAUUUACCUGAGACGUUGGAAUUAGUUCGGUUCAAUAGACGAGUAUUAUACAACGAUUCACACAUUACCACUAUGGUGAUGCGGUCCAAUUAUCCCAAAACCACGCCGAAACCGAGCAAAAGAUCUCUUCUCUACUUUACACAAACAUUUGCUUCGCAAGAGCCCGGUCUGUGCUUGCGAUAA
Molecule: messenger RNA, 219 nt
Organism: Botrytis sinoallii
Lineage: Eukaryota; Fungi; Ascomycota; Leotiomycetes; Helotiales; Sclerotiniaceae
Exons: 4
Coding region: 1-219 (72 amino acids)
Source: RefSeq, a predicted model, not a curated record